AUGGCAAGGAAACGACCAGCCAGCGAGCUAGAUCACGAAGAAAUACCCAAGGAAACGGCACAAUCCACCUUCUCAAGUGAUUCAGACACUGACGACGAACUAUCAACCCCACAAGAAUCUCAACCAAAAACAUUUUCAAACCUCGGCCUAAAUCCAUGGCUCCUGAAUUCCCUCAAGCAGUUAUCCAUUCAGCAGCCUACUGAGGUGCAGGAUUCUUGUAUUGGGCCCAUCUUGCAAGGACAAGAUGUAAUUGGAUGCGCACGAACCGGAAGUGGUAAAACAGCUGCAUUUGCGCUUCCGAUCUUGCAAAAACUAGCUGAAGAUCCGUUUGGUGUGUUUGCGCUUGUGCUGACUCCUACAAGAGAGCUUGCAUUUCAAAUUGCAGAACAGUUUCGGGUGCUAGGUGCUGGAAUUAAUCUCAAGCAGGCUGUUGUGGUCGGUGGAAUGGAUAUGAUGGUUCAAGCAAUCGAGUUAUCUAAACGUCCACAUGUGAUUGUUGCUACGCCUGGUCGUCUCGUGGAUCAUAUUAGAAGUAGUUCUGAUACUGUCAAUUUGAAGAGACUGCGGUUCCUGGUCAUGGACGAAGCCGACCGCCUCCUGCACGCCACAUUCGCAGAAGAUCUUGCAACAAUCCUCGAACACAUCCCCAACAAGCGCCAAACACUCUUAUUCAGUGCUACCAUGACAUCCGAUCUAAAAGAUUUACAAUUCAACCUUACUGCCAAACCGUUUAUAUACUAUAGCCAUGCACGGUACGAGACGGUUGAGAAACUGGAUCAGCGGUACCUGUUUGUGCCGAAAAGUGUCCGGGAUGCGUACCUGGCCAGGCUGCUGAGGAAUGAGUAUGAGGAGAAGAGCACGAUUUUGUUUACUAGCAAGUGCAGGAAUUGCGAGCGUCUACGCAUCAUGCUCCGAGAACUCGGCAUCAAAUGCACAGCCAUGCAUUCCCUCAUGUCGCAAUCAGAGCGUAUUGCUUCGUUGGCCAAGUUCAAGAGUGGGAUUGUGCAGAUCUUGUUGGCUACCGAUGUUGGGUCCAGGGGUUUGGACAUCCCAGCUGUACAAGUAGUCAUAAACUAUGAGCUUCCAGCAGACGCGACAGACUAUGUGCACCGAGUAGGUCGUACUGCUCGUGCGGGACGUGGUGGUAUCUCGAUAUCCUUUGUGACGGAGCAUGAUAUAUCAGUGUUGCUGAAUAUUGAGCAGCGGAUGAACAAGAAAUUAGUCGAACUGACGAUUGCUGAAGACGAUGUGCUAGAUUCGCUUAACGAGGUAUCGCUAGCGCGUCGUGUGGCUAUGAUGCAGUUGACGGAUUCCAAGUUUGGGGAGAGACAAAAGAUUAAUGCUGAGAAGCAAAAGCUUGUCAAGGAGGGACGGGAUGCGGGUGCUGACGGGCAGAGUAGUAAGAAGAUUCGAGAAUUGUAA
Molecule: messenger RNA, 1422 nt
Organism: Synchytrium microbalum
Lineage: Eukaryota; Fungi; Chytridiomycota; Chytridiomycetes; Synchytriales; Synchytriaceae
Exons: 8
Coding region: 1-1422 (473 amino acids)
Molecular function (GO): ATP binding; RNA helicase activity; nucleic acid binding
Source: RefSeq, a predicted model, not a curated record